Molecule: messenger RNA, 2537 nt
Organism: Labrus bergylta (ballan wrasse)
Lineage: Eukaryota; Metazoa; Chordata; Actinopteri; Labriformes; Labridae
Source: RefSeq, a predicted model, not a curated record
GCCGGCCCCCCCAACACUCUGCAGCAGGCUGAACACAGAGGUGACUUGAACUGUGGCAACAUAUAUCGCUCAAUGCUUGGCAGGUUCUGAUGGGCUGAUGUGACACCUGACAACUUUAAAUCCUACUCUGCAAGUCACAAGGAUCAUAGCGCCUUUAUAUGUCUGGAGCCUGAAAGGUUAAAGCCUGGUCAAAAUGAGCUCAGAAAGAGGCGAGCAGGUUGUCGUCGAUACCUACUACACCACAGUCCACACACUUGGCAAGGAAAAUGACGGCAAGCGGCUCCGCUACAUGCAGAAAGACGGCCGCUUCCCGGUCGUUUUCCAGAAGGCCCCUGGAGACUGGAGCCCGUACUUUAUGGACAUCUUCACAACGCUUGUUGAAAUCCGCUGGAGGGUGAUGUUCCUCAUCUUCUCCCUCUCUUACAUCCUCUCUUGGAUCUUUUUCGGCCUCUGCUAUUGGCUCAUUGCAUACAUACACGGAGAUGUAGAUGAUCUGGAUAAUGCACCGUGCGUGGAAAACGUGCGGGGCUUCACCGGAGCCUUUCUGUUCUCCAUGGAGACGCAGGCGACUAUUGGCUACGGCUUCAGGGGGAUGACUGAGAACUGUAUCGUGGCCAUUAUCGUUGUGACGGUUCAGGAUGUGUUCAGCUGCCUCCUUGACACCAUUAUCAUUGGUAUUGCUGUUGCUAAAAUGGCAUCCGCUCGCAAGAGAGCUCAGACGGUGGGUUUUAGCAGCUGUGCCGUGGUCAACCUGCGAGACGGGGUUAUGUGUCUGUCAUGGCGACUUGGAGACUUCAGAGGGAAUCACAUCCUGGACGGUGUCGCCCGGGCUAUGGUAGUCCGAUAUGUGAAAAAGUCACAGGGGUCCAUUGUGAUGUCAUACCAGGACCUGGACAUCCAGAAUCGAGACAUUGUCCUCGCCACACCGGCCACCAUUAUCCACAAGCUGGAGCCUGAGAGUCCUUUCUACAGUCUGGGCCCUGAUGCCCUGCAGGAGGAGGACUUUGAGCUGGUGGUGUCUUUCACCUACACCGGGGACACUACAGGAAUGCUCCACCAGACGAGAACCUGCUACAAACCCACCGACAUCCGCUGGAGUCAGCGCUUCCAGGACAUGCUUAAAGUAGGGAAGAAGCAUUACACGGUGGACUACGCUCGCUUCAAUGAGACCACGUGGGUCCAGGUUCCUCAGGUUAGCGCGGAAGAGUUUCACAGGGGGAGACGUCCUGCAGUGGGGAAUCAGUACCACCGCCCUCUCUUUACAUCAGAAAAGACAAAUGGACACACUUACCAUGUGAAUAAUGACAUCACUGAGGAGGUGAUGCACCAAACUAGUUUGUAGCUUAAACAACCAGAAAUAUACUUUUUCUAAAUUGUAAUAACCAGUGGACUCUUACAGGUUUUAUGAAUGUAACAAUGUGAUACAAUGUACUCCUGUAAAUAUAUUUAUGUGUGUCUUUACAGCUUUUUUAUGCAUAAGCAGCAAUUCUUUGCUUAACAUUAGUAAGGCAGCAGGCUACCGGCUAGCAUGACGCAGCAGAAGCUUUCAUAUAAGAACAGGCAAGCCUUAGCCUAAAUCAUAAGCAGCAUAAAAUAAAUUGCUUGAUAUAAGUAGCCUACUGGUUGGCUUAAAUGAAAUUCAGAAGGGCAAGUAUGUUUUUAGUGUGAAGCCUUUAGGUUUAUGUUGUAUUGUAGUGCCGCACAUCCUUUCAAAUUCCCGUUCAAUAAUCACUGAAGAAAAAUGACUAUAUGUGAAAUGACCUUUUUUUGGCAUGUAAACCUUUUGUAAUUUUAAUAUUUGUUAGCACCCAAAAUGUGGGAAGUUUUGCUUAUUUUGUCAUAGAUGUUGGAGUUUCUCAACAGAUGUAAACAGGCAAACAAAGAGCAUCAAGCACUGAUACUGUUGGGAAGGUUAGAGUAUUAUACUUGAAUAUUUUUUUAACACUUUUUAUGCAGCACUGUGUUUUAAUAAAAAUCUGUUUUGGUAAAAGUGAGCUCACCAUAUUAUUCCUGUCAGUUAUACUGAAUGUGAAGUUUUUAAAAGAUAGCCCUCUGGGGUACAGCGUCUCAUUUUCAAGGGGUUCUAACCCAAAUUCAAAGUUAUACACAAACUUACAAAACAGCAUUACUUAACAAAUUACCAAAUAUCUGCAAUGAGACAGACGUCCAAAUGUACGCUGAUGAUACUAUCAUUUAUAGGCAUGCAUCAACAAAACAGCAAGCUGCAUCUAAGCUAACAGCAGUGAUGACCCAUGUCACACUAUGGCUUAGUAAUACAUAUGUCUAAUUUUUCAGGGAUCUCUUAUAGCAAAGGGGACCAACCAGUUUGAAACCUCGCCUUCCCCUUUAACUGACAUCUCCAUUGCCCAAUGACUGUAAAUAUAGAUUGAUAGCAGAACAGCUUCAAAAGUGAAGCCAAAACAUUUUGAUCACCACCUGGUGGCAAGUUUCUGUAUAGGCACUGUAAAGGUCUUGAAUGUUACACCUGCCAUGUAAACAUUUGGGCUGAAUAAAAAACUCAAAGUACUCAUCAAAUA